Chaetomium strumarium is the source of this 1840-nucleotide messenger RNA. RefSeq lists its product as uncharacterized. The record is from RefSeq and is a predicted model, not a curated record. Bases 252 to 1457 code for a protein of 401 amino acids. The transcript has 4 exons. Lineage: Eukaryota; Fungi; Ascomycota; Sordariomycetes; Sordariales; Chaetomiaceae.
CUCUGGCAUCUCUCACAGUCCCAGUUCUUGAUGUCGCAUCAAUAAGCUCAAGCAUCGUCUACAUAUCAUAUUGGUGUUGUUCUCGUCUGCCGCUGAUCCUAAUAAGCGUCCCCAGUCAGCCCUACAGCGAUUCAGCAAGUCUCCCGCCAGCGAUCCGUUCACAGGCACGCGCCUUGACUCUUGAGAUCGUCUUCGUCUUGGCGAACUCAAAGUUCAAGUCCUUAACACACAACACUCACCCCAUCAAUCCGAUGGCGUUCUCGGACGCCUCCUACAACUGGUACUCGGGCCCCUCGGACUACUCAGACGUUCCUACGGACGACUCGCGGAAGUGCCAGGUCGAGGGCUGCUACAGGAAGCACUCCUACGGGAGGCUCAGGGGAGGCCGGAAGAUCUACUCCAAAUACUGCUCUGACCACACAUGUCUUAAGCCGUAUCCGGAGGACGAGGGCUACUGGUGCCCGCAUCCGAAGGAGAAAGGCGAGAGAUACUGCAACAACCACCUCAAAUGUGGCGAGGCCGGCUGCGAUAAACUGGGCGAGUUUACCGGAGGGCGCGAAUACAUUCCGUGGUUCUGCUUCGAUCAUCGAUGCAACGCACCCAACUGCCGCUCUCGAGUAACCAACCGCCAGCAACAGCGGUGCGAAGCCCACUUCCUGAAAUGCACCGUCCCGGACUGCUCCCGGCCAUGCCACCUCCACCGCGACGGGCGCCUCGACCUCGUCUGCGCCGUCCACUACGGCACCUUUCGCUGCACAUGGGAAGGGUGCACGCGACGGACGGGGUCCAACAUGCACUUCUGCCCGAGCCACAAGUGCGUCGUGCCCGAGUGCACCGCCGGACGGGAUCCCUCAGCAGCCGGCAGCGACACCUGCCGUAAACACAACAACAACAACACCUGCCACGUCCGCGGCUGCACCCACCCCCGCGACAACGACAUCAACAACAACACUCGCGGCGGCAGCAGCAGCGAAUUCUGCGUCGGCCACACGUGCGCGACGCCCAACUGCCGCGACCAAGCCCGCUUCUUCGGCAACGGCUCGCACUGCGCCCGCCACGCCUGCGCCGUCACCACCUGCCCGCGCCCGCGCCUCAGCGCCGAUCCGGCGAACAAUAACAACAGUGCGCACCACGGUGACCGGUGUGUCGCGCACGCGCGGGCGCGCGAGAGGCGGGCCGUCUCGCUCAGCGGCAGCGGUGGCGGUAUGGAUAGUAGCCUCGGGGGUGUGCUGGACUACGAGGGGUUGCGGAGCAGGUUUGAGUUGUCCGGGGAGAGGGAGGCCGAGAGGGAGAGGAAGCGGUUGAGUGAUGACUUGGAGGCGUUGAAGCGGAGGGAGAGGGAGAGGGAGCGGCUCCGGGAGGAGGAGGAAGAGAGGGAGAGGGAGAGGGUGGAUAGGCUUAGGAGGGAUAUGGAUGCGUGGAGGAGGUAUGCUGGUUCUGGGCGCGAUAGAUGGUGAUUUUCUUUUUUUUCUUUCUUUUCUCUCUCUCUCUCUCUCUCUUUGUCGUUGGGUUUCGUAAAGGGGAUUCUCCGGUUUGGGUUUUGGUUUUAGUCAGGUUGGGUUGGGUUUGAGUUGGACGGACAAACGGAGUGAUGAUACCCCUUUGCUUUGCUUAGAGCAAGCGUCUUGGAUUUGUGUGGGCUGGCGUUGGGCUUGGACGCUCAUGGCGUAAGGAGUUGGAGAUGAGAUACCUAAAUUGAUUUUUGUGGCUUUUGAAAAGACUUGAGCAAAUAACGCCCCGGGCUUGAACAUGUGAAUUCGGUCGAGUCAAGUCUGAAAACGAGCGAGAAUCAGACGCGCGAUUAGACGCCAAACAUAGGUAAGUAGGUACCAGGCAGUCG